This is a messenger RNA of Schistosoma bovis, 495 nucleotides long. NCBI's taxonomy places the organism in Eukaryota, Metazoa, Platyhelminthes, Trematoda, Strigeidida, Schistosomatidae. The record is from the annotation of a GenBank genome assembly.
AUGAUAUUUCUAUUGUGUUUAAUAACUUAUGUGAAUUUCAUUACAUCGAAUCCAACGUCACAAGCAGAUUACCUUCUACAAGAAGAAGCGAAUACAACAAUCUCAGAUUUGAACGAAGAUUCGACUGGGGAGUUUACAGUUACUGAAAUGUCAUCUACAUCAAUAGAUUCUGAACCCAUUAUAAAAUCUGACCAUGAUGCUUCAUCGGUUGAAGAAGUUACUUCCAAUGAACCGGACGAAACAACCACUGAAUCUGAUGAACCUAUGUUCGACAAUGAUCAACACAACGGUGAUAACCAUCAAUCAUCUGAACAUCAUAAUGAUAACCAAGAAAAUCAUGAGGAUGACCACGAGCACGAUCGUAAACAUGAACAUGAGCAUGAUCACGAACAUCAUCAUGAACACAAAAAUGACUACAACAAGGCAGACAUACAUAAAAGAACCAGAGGUAAACAUUCUGACUCAACUAAUCCAAAAAAAGUCAAUAAAUUAUAA